Argiope bruennichi is the source of this 1537-nucleotide messenger RNA. It is a transcript of the gene RhoGDI, whose product is annotated as rho GDP-dissociation inhibitor 2-like. Gene Ontology annotation, biological process: Rho protein signal transduction. Bases 158 to 751 code for a protein of 197 amino acids. Lineage: Eukaryota; Metazoa; Arthropoda; Arachnida; Araneae; Araneidae. Gene Ontology annotation, cellular component: cytosol; membrane; cytoplasm. The record is from RefSeq and is a predicted model, not a curated record. Gene Ontology annotation, molecular function: Rho GDP-dissociation inhibitor activity; protein binding. The transcript has 5 exons.
UUGAAUUCGUUUCUUUAUCUGUAUGCUGAACAGUUGUUGACACUGGUACUUGUCUCCAUUUAAAACCGUUACUGAGUGAGUGGAAUCUCGCCGGAAACACCUUAUCUUCAGUUAUUUCUUCUUAAUUUGGAUAUAUUAUCGAUAAAAGAUUGCCAAAAUGUCAGAUGGGGAUAAAGCACCUGAAAUUCAUGAUGAAGAAGAUGUUAACUAUAAACCACCACCUGAAAAGUCAUUGAAAGAAAUUGUUGAGGCUGAUCAAAAUGAUGCCAGUUUACAAAAGUAUAAAGAAGCUUUGCUUGGUCAGGCUUUGAAAGAACCAAUUAUUGUUGAACCCGAUAAUCCAAAUCGAGUAUUGGUAAAAAGACUUGCAUUAGUUGUGGAGGGGCGUCCUGAUGUAGUUCUAGAUCUGACAGGUGAUUUGAACGAACUGAAGAAAAAGACUUUUGUUGUCAAAGAAGGUGUCCAGUAUCGCAUUAGAAUAGAUUUUUAUGUUCAAAGAGAAAUUGUGACUGGUCUGAAAUAUAUCCAGAAAGUUUUGCGACAUGGAAUACAACAUGAGAAGCUCACUCAUAUGGUUGGAAGUUAUGCUCCUAAAUUAGAUAUGCAGUCAUACUCUACUCCAGUUGAUGAAAUGCCUAGUGGGAUGUUGACCAGAGGUACUUACACUGUGAAAUCUCUUUUUACAGAUGAUGAUAAAAAUGAACAUCUCAAAUGGGAAUGGUGCUUUGAACUUAAAAAGGAUUGGGAAUGAAAUAUUUAUCUCUUUUGUACAGGUUUAAAUGAAUUUCUUUUUACAAAUCAUACGUUUUUGUUAUUAGAAACAAUACAGAUUGUUACAACUGUAUGUCGUAUAGUGUAUUAAGUGUGUAUAGAUCUAAAAAAAAUAUAUGUAUACACAAAUCAAAAGUUUUUCUAUCAUGUUUACAUUUGCUGAAAUCAAAAGCUAUAUAUGGAAUUCUCAGGAGCAGGAUUGGAUUUUGAAUUAUGCAGGUGCACUUCCUAUUCAUAUUGCAAAGAACAAUUUUGACAUACCAUUGUAAGCUUUGUAAAUGCAUAAUUCUUUGCGUGACAACAAUUAUUAGCAUUGUCAACUAAUUUUCAAAUGUGCCUUAAGUUGUUUCAUGGAACUAAUGCUUUAUCAACAUCAGACUCAAUCACUAUUGCCUAAAUUUAAAUCCAUGAUGAGAUAAUUGUGGUGUGCUGAUUUAAAUGUCAUAUGAGGCCUUUUUACAUAUUGUUGCUAAAGUUAAAUAUUUUUAUACUUUUCAACUUGUUCUAUACAUUGCAUUGCAAUCAAAUAUAUAACUAAAAUGUUUGUGUAGUUUAUUCUGUUUUUCUCAUUGUUAGAUUGCAAUUGGCAUUUAAUGUGUGCAAUGGCAAUUUUAUUAAAUGCACUAUGUGCUAUGUAUCAUAAAAAGUGUAAUAUGCAUUUUGAAAUAUGCUCAUAAUGUAUUUGCCAGUCAAAACUACAUUUUUUAUUGAUGAAACCUUUUUGUACUCUUUGCUAGCAAUAAAUGAGUGAAUAUUUUGCCUUUAA